Messenger RNA from Ostreobium quekettii, 969 nucleotides. Lineage: Eukaryota; Viridiplantae; Chlorophyta; Ulvophyceae; Bryopsidales; Ostreobiaceae. The record is from the annotation of a GenBank genome assembly.
AUGGCUACCGCCGGCGAGGACGCGGAUGAACAGACUGCACAGGAUGCGCGACGAUUGCUGAUGGCCCCUGAUGCCGGCUGCGUGGAGGUCUUGUCGCCGGGGUCGAAUCGAUGGAAGCGCAAGCGCCUGCUGGCUAGAAUGGAUCUCAGGUGGAUCAGCGCUAAGGGCGAGGCAGGCCUGCCCGAGGACACCAAGGCCUGGGUGGGCAAGGGGCACAGCAUGGCGCUGGUGCGGGGCCACACGGAAGUGAUCUACAAGGAGGGGGAGCGCGAGUGGGCGGUGAAGCUUGGGGAUGUCAGGCAGCAGUUUAGAGCGGAGACUGCAGAAAUUGCGGCCCAGUGGGUGGCCGCGCUGCGAUGGCGAGUGCAGCCGUGGAUCGAUCUGCUCAAGGGCCAGAGUGUCGCUAGCAAGGGACUCGGAGAUUUGCAGGAGCGAGAGCCGACGGGUUGGCCCCUUCGCGCGCAUCAGCUGGCCACGGCCCAGUCGGUCGUGAGCGUGCUGGACAACGCUGCAGGAAUUGUGAAGGACACACUGGGCCCCUUGCCCGUCGUCGGUCCGGCCCUUUCUGUGCUGGGCUUCGCCCUGGAGGUGGCAGGAAGAGUCAAGUCGGAUUCGGACAGCCUCCAGCCGGCGCAAACCAGGCUGGCCCGAAUCGCGGAGCGCACUUUGGAGACGCUGCAGCGGGUUGUGCAGGGGCAGGCUGAGAGUCGGUUUGAGGAGCUGUCAGAGCUGCUGGGUGUGAUAGAAGAGGGCGCCCGACAACUUGAGAGUUUUGAGUACCAGUCAACCGUGCAGAUGGUGGUGCACGGCGUGUUUAAGGGGAGGCCAGGGCCGUCUGCAGUUCUGGACUUGGCUUCAGAGUGCGAGCAGCGCCUGUCAACUUAUGAGCAACACGACACGAACAAGGCGGUCCACGAGUUGGCAAACACAUGGAACUCACGCUGCACCAUGAGUCUGUGGUGCUUAUGA